Messenger RNA from Solanum tuberosum (potato), 1433 nucleotides. RefSeq names its product TBC1 domain family member 5 homolog A-like. Bases 53 to 1231 code for a protein of 392 amino acids. The transcript is spliced from 3 exons. NCBI's taxonomy places the organism in Eukaryota, Viridiplantae, Streptophyta, Magnoliopsida, Solanales, Solanaceae. The record is from RefSeq and is a predicted model, not a curated record.
ACGAAGAAACCAAUACACCUCAAUAUUCUACUUUAAAACUUUUUUUUCCACUAUGGGGCAUUUCAUCAAGCAAGUGGUGUGCAUUUUGUUCUUGGUGAUUUCUACUCCAUUUGUGCAAAUUGAAGCUAGAAAUAGCAAGUUUAUGAUCAUUCCUACAUCUCCUUCACCUGCUCCUACUCCGAUUUCUAAUGAAAUUAGUUUUCCCCCUUUUUCAUCGUUAAGUCCAACUUCGUCACCAACACCAGCACCAGCACCAACACCGGACUUUAAUGAUUUUGGAUUUCCUCCGUUGUCGUCUUUAAGUCCAACACCAUCACCAUCACCAGGAGGGGAUGAUCAAGAUCCUGGCUUGCCAACACCGGCGGGGGCACCGGAGGAAGGUGACAUUGAAGCACCAGCACCACUUUUGAGUGACACUCCUUAUGGACUUUAUGGUCCUCAUUCUCAGAAAGUUCCUUCUACUACUCUCACGAAUUUUGAUCAUGAUGUAGAAACUCAAACUCCUGCCAAGGAAUUCCAAGGUGCCCGUUUCAACACGGACGAGUCCUACAACAACAACAAUAACAAUGGAUACUCUGAUAAUUACAACUACGAUAAUGGCUACUCUGAGAACAACAAUGGCUAUUCCCAAAAUUACAACAACAACAACAAUGCUGUUUUCUCGGAGAAUUACAACAACAACAACAAUGAUUUCUCCGAGAAAUACAACAACAACAACAAAGACUACUAUGAGAAUUACAACAACAACAACGACAAUAGCUACUUCAAGAAUUACAACAACAACAACAACAAUGGGUUCUCCGAGAAUUACAACAACAACAAUGGUUUCUCUGAGCAUUACAACAACAAUGACUUCUCUGAGAAUUACAACACUAACAACAAUAAUGUUUUCUCCGAGAAUCACAACAACAACGGUUUCUCCAAUAGUUACAACAACAACAACAACAAUGGAUACUCCGAGAAUAUGUCAGAGAGGCAAGGAUUAAGCGACACAAGAUUCUUGAACAAUGGCAAGUACUACUAUGACAUCAAGAAUGAGAAUCCCAACAACAACAACAACGAUCAUGCUAGCAGCUACAAUAACAAUGCCAAUAUGAUGGAAAGGCAAGGAUUGAGUGACACGAGAUUUUCGGACAAUGGCAACUACUUUUAUGGUAAAAAUGGUGAGAAAAUGACCAUGGAAGAGUUCAAAAGACAACAGGACACUGAGGAUCAGUAUGAACUUCCUUGAAGAUAAAAAAAUUAUCAAUUGGUUCAGAACACAAGGACAAAAGCAGGGGAUAUUCAAAUAGAUUUUACAUUGAAUUUAAAGUUAUUUUGAGUGAGUGUUUGUGUAUUAGUUCUACUUGUGUCUGCAAACACCUUUUUUUUUUUUUAUAGUUCUACAAAUCAGACCAAGGGAACUUUGUGUUGUUUAACACUUUUGAAUUUUU